AUGGCUACGCCCAUCAUUGAAGCCCGAUCUCUCUCGUCGCUUACCGCUCUUGCUUCCAACCCACCAGCUUAUCCAAGGAAUCCUACUCAUGAGAGGCAUGAGCCACUAGUACUGUAUAUCGCCCGUGUUCCUGGCAGCAGAGAUGUCUUCUUAUCUCCGAUGAAGCCGCGGGAAAAGGUGGUAACCGCAGAAGACAUACAGAGCUCACUCUAUUUCGUUCACGUUGAGCAACCAGAAGAUGCCUAUCUUGUCAACCCUCCUGGAUCUCAGGAUUCAGAGUAUACACAGCAGAGUCAAGAUUCUUUCAACUCUGUCUCUACACCUAUCGUGCCCAGGAAAGCGGUGCCUGGCAUAACUACAGCUCCUGUCCGAAAACCUGUUCCUAGCACUCUCGCAUCCAUAAACAAGUAUUCAAACAAUCAGAACAUCGAUGCGGGAAAUUAUGCGCGGAGGUCUGCGAUGCUCGCUCCAGAACUCAGCGACAGCCCCCGACGGUCAUUCGAUUCCAGCCAGCAGAACCAAGAAAAUCGAAGGCCGAUACCUUCACCGCGCAGACGAUCCGAGAACCCAUCGCGUUCUAGUGCGUCUCUCACCCUAAUUCGGCGUGAUCCUGCGUCCGGUGCGCAAUGGAACGUUGCUCGCAUUGAAGAUCCGCCUGUUCUAGAUGUUUCUUCCCCGACAUCCAGCGAUCCUAGCAACAAGAAAAAGAUUGGAGCACCAAUGUACAUCGACGUAUUCAAUCCAGGUUACUCCAAGUUUCUUCAUUCCGACACAACUGGCAAGCCUCUCCUGACAAGUCGGGAUAGUGGCACAUCUAUCCAAUCAUUCCAAGCAGGGAAUCACCCGUCAGCGAAUGAGAACGUGUUCCGCCGACGAAUCUGGAUGGAAGGGUCACAGCAUACAGGUGGCUUUGGCCACAGAAAACUCAACUCCCAUGAUUACAACAACGGGCGUCCUGAUUCUAGAGGUAAUCAUUAUGCGCAGACCAACUCUGCAUCGACGGAUGUGCGGGCUGCUCCCACUCCCCCAUUCACGACACGGGAAGACCAGACGUACAGUAGCAUUCAAGUCUCUGACAGACAAACGAGUUUCCGUGGUUACGUCUUUACAAGUCCGUGGAACGGCCGAUGCGAGUUUGUCACAGGGAUAGGUGGAGGAUCGUUAAAGUGUCGACAUGUUGUCCCGGGACUUCAAGGAGCUCCACCCACAGCCAUGACGGUUAGUGAAGUAAGAUUCAACCUUCCGAGUAGUUCGAAAGGUACUACGCCUCGAGGUGAGGAAUCUUCAAAACGCUCGUCGUUCUUUCGUCGAGGGCGUCACAGUCGCAACAACUCGUCUUUGUCACUCAGCCGUAAUGAAGAAAUCGAAGAUGCUAGAAACUCGUUGGACCGUUUGGAUCUUUCUCUAGGCCAGGAGUUCGCGGGUGGUGGUUUCGGUGGCAAGCAAGCAAAGUUGGGCAAGAUCAUCCUGGAAGAUGAGGGCCUGAAGAUGAUGGACUUGCUAGUCGCGGCGAAUAUGGGACUAUGGUGGAGGGCUUACGAGAAAGCAAGUGGAGGCUCCACGGGUACUCUAUGA
Molecule: messenger RNA, 1575 nt
Organism: Alternaria burnsii
Lineage: Eukaryota; Fungi; Ascomycota; Dothideomycetes; Pleosporales; Pleosporaceae
Exons: 3
Coding region: 1-1575 (524 amino acids)
Source: RefSeq, a predicted model, not a curated record